AUGGCCAAAAAUAAAAUGAUUAAGAUUAUGAUAGAUACUGGUUCAGAAAAUACUUUAGUCUCGGAAAAUUUUAUUUUUAAUACAUUAAAACUAUCAGAUAUAAUGAAGAUUCCAAAAAUUAAAAUAGUUGGUGCAAAUAAUAAGAAGUUGGGUGAAAUUGAUAAACUAGCCAAUUUUAAAAUUAAUAUUCUUAAUAAAGAAAUUAAUAUGCAAGGAUUUAUUAUCAAGGAUUUAUGUGUUGAUAUAUUAAUGGGAAAUGAUGAAUUGGAAAAGAAGAAAGUGAAGAUAGAUUUUGAAGAAAAAGUUGUAACUUUGGAAGGGCAAAUAAUUAAGUUUAUGCAGAAAGAUGAGGAGGAAGAAGAAAUAAGAAUUAAUAGGAUAUUAUUUAUAGAAAGUAAUGAUGUUUAUGAAGAAGAAAUGUAUUUUGAUGAUAGGGUGAUGUCCCAAAAGAAUGUAAAGAAUAAUUGUAAUGAAUAUUUAAGGAAUGGAAAAUUUAAGCAGAUGGAUGCCUACGAGGCGGAGUGCGUAAAACUGGAAGCAAGGAAUAAUGAUUACAUAAUGAAAAAUAAUUUUAUUUGUAAAGAAGAGGAUAUGAUAAAAGUUUUAAGUUGCCCUGAAGAAUAUAAAUCAAUAGUCAUUUCCAUAUUGCAGCAACACAAAGGACUUGUUAAUAAAGAAAAUAGAAUUGCACAUAAUUAUAUUCAUAGUAUAAAAGUAAAAGAAGAAACAGAUUUUAAAACAAAAUCGUACCCAAUACCAUAUAAAUACAGAGAAGAAGUAAAUAGAACAAUUAAUAAUAUGUUAGAAGAUGGAAUCAUUGAGAAGGCCGAUACACGUUUCAUUAACCCUAUAGUGGUAGUACGAAAAAGAUCAGGUGAAAUCAGGCUAUGUUUGGAUGCAACGAAUAUUAACAAGAUCACUGAAAAGCAAUUUGAAGCACCAAUGAGUAUAGAUGGAAUACUAGGAAGAAUUACAGGAAUGUCAUUUUUCACUAAAAUCGAUUUACAGCAUAGUUUUUGGUUAAUACCUCUAGAAAGGAAAAGUAGACAAUAUACAGGAUUUCAGAUAGAUGGAGUAGUAUAUCAAUUCAAAGGAGUACCAUUUGGACUUCAAUCAUCGUGCAGUGCUCUAUGUAUAUGUCUUCAUGAUAUUUUGGAUCAAUAUGAACAAUUUGUAAUUCAUUACAUUGAUAUUAUAUUAAUUUUUUCGAAAACUGCUGAAGAGCAUGCGAAACACCUAAAAAUAAUAAUGAACAUAUUAGACAAAGUUGGACUAAAAAUAAAACAAGAAAAAUGUACAUUUUUCCAAAAAGAAGUAAUAUAUGUAGGUUAUAAACUUAAUACUAAGGGAAUUGAAAUGGAUCCAGACGGACACAGGUUAUUCAGGAAUAUAGAACACCACACAAUUUAA
This is a messenger RNA of Diabrotica balteata, 1410 nucleotides long. The record is from the annotation of a GenBank genome assembly. NCBI's taxonomy places the organism in Eukaryota, Metazoa, Arthropoda, Insecta, Coleoptera, Chrysomelidae.